This is a messenger RNA of Condylostylus longicornis, 1374 nucleotides long. RefSeq names its product polyubiquitin. The transcript has 7 exons. Gene Ontology annotation, molecular function: protein tag activity; ubiquitin protein ligase binding. Bases 1 to 1374 code for a protein of 457 amino acids. Gene Ontology annotation, cellular component: nucleus; cytoplasm. Lineage: Eukaryota; Metazoa; Arthropoda; Insecta; Diptera; Dolichopodidae. Gene Ontology annotation, biological process: modification-dependent protein catabolic process; protein ubiquitination. The record is from RefSeq and is a predicted model, not a curated record.
AUGCAGAUCUUCGUGAAAACCCUUACAGGAAAGACCAUUACGCUUGACGUGGAGUCUUCGGAUACGAUAGAAAAUGUGAAAGCAAAAAUCCAAGAUAAAGAAGGAAUCCCCCCCGACCAACAACGUCUCAUUUUCGCUGGAAAACAACUUGAAGAUGGCCGUACCCUCUCCGAUUACAACAUCCAAAAAGAGUCCACACUCCAUCUUGUUCUUCGUCUACGAGGAGGCAUGCAAAUCUUCGUGAAAACUCUAACGGGAAAGACCAUUACGCUUGACGUGGAGUCUUCGGAUACGAUAGAAAAUGUGAAAGCAAAAAUUCAAGAUAAAGAAGGAAUCCCCCCCGACCAACAACGUCUCAUUUUCGCUGGAAAACAACUUGAAGAUGGCCGUACCCUCUCCGAUUACAACAUCCAAAAAGAGUCCACACUCCAUCUUGUUCUUCGUCUACGAGGGGGUAUGCAAAUCUUCGUGAAAACUCUAACGGGAAAGACCAUUACGCUUGACGUGGAGUCUUCGGAUACGAUAGAAAAUGUGAAAGCAAAAAUUCAAGACAAAGAAGGAAUCCCCCCCGACCAACAACGUCUCAUUUUCGCUGGAAAACAACUUGAAGAUGGCCGUACCCUCUCCGAUUACAACAUCCAAAAAGAGUCCACACUCCAUCUUGUUCUUCGUCUACGAGGGGGUAUGCAAAUCUUCGUGAAAACUCUAACGGGAAAGACCAUUACGCUUGACGUGGAGUCUUCGGAUACGAUAGAAAAUGUGAAAGCAAAAAUUCAAGAUAAAGAAGGAAUCCCCCCCGACCAACAACGUCUCAUUUUCGCUGGAAAACAACUUGAAGAUGGCCGUACCCUCUCCGAUUACAACAUCCAAAAAGAGUCCACACUCCAUCUUGUUCUUCGUCUACGAGGGGGUAUGCAAAUCUUCGUGAAAACUCUAACGGGAAAGACCAUUACGCUUGACGUGGAGUCUUCGGAUACGAUAGAAAAUGUGAAAGCAAAAAUUCAAGACAAAGAAGGAAUCCCCCCCGACCAACAACGUCUCAUUUUCGCUGGAAAACAACUUGAAGAUGGCCGUACCCUCUCCGAUUACAACAUCCAAAAAGAGUCCACACUCCAUCUUGUUCUUCGUCUACGAGGGGGUAUGCAAAUCUUCGUGAAAACUCUAACGGGAAAGACCAUUACGCUUGACGUGGAGUCUUCGGAUACGAUAGAAAAUGUGAAAGCAAAAAUUCAAGAUAAAGAAGGAAUCCCCCCCGACCAACAACGUCUCAUUUUCGCUGGAAAACAACUUGAAGAUGGCCGUACCCUCUCCGAUUACAACAUCCAAAAAGAGUCCACACUCCAUCUUGUUCUUCGCCUACGAGGGGGUAUUUAA